This is a messenger RNA of Brassicogethes aeneus, 462 nucleotides long. The record is from the annotation of a GenBank genome assembly. Lineage: Eukaryota; Metazoa; Arthropoda; Insecta; Coleoptera; Nitidulidae.
AUGUCUCCAGCAGGGAUAUGCAGUUGUAAAAGCCUGAAAGGUAUGCGUUUGAACGUACCGCGUGCCAUCAGGGUUGGCCAUUCGGUAACCUUGGGUUGCGAGUACGACCUUGAAGAAGCCCCCCUCUACUCUGUGAAGUGGUACCGGGACGGGGACGAGUUUUACCGAUACGUGCCAAAAGAAGCGCCCCCUACACGAGUGUUCACCUUAUCGGGGCUUCAUGUAGACGUAAGCAUUGUAACAGAUAAUGCCGCAGCUAUGAAAGGUUCGUGGGCUAUAAUUCAAGAAACAUAUCCACAUAUUUUGGCAUAUGGCUGUUUAGCACAUGGUUUAAAUUUACUGGCUAAGGACUUUGCUAAAAUCCCCACAGUGAAGAUGGUUAUUAAUUCUGCCAAGGAUAUUGUGAAAUUUUUCAACAAUAAACAUCUUCCAAAAGGAGUGGUUAAACCCAAAAAACACUGA